AAGAAGGAAUGACCGGGUGUAAACAUGGCGUCUGCCUUGGACGAUGAUGAGAUCGGCAGUGAUGACUAUUAUUCCCUGCUGAAUGUCAGAAGAGAGGCCACACAGGAUGAACUGAAGGCAGCAUACAGACGACUAUGCAUGCUCUAUCACCCAGACAAACACCGGGACCCUGAGCUCAAGCGGCAAGCUGAACAGCUUUUCAACCUCGUGCAUGAAGCUUAUGAAGUGCUCAGAGAUCCACAGUCACGAGCUAUUUAUGAUAUCUACGGCAAGCGGGGACUCGAUGUUGAAGGAUGGGAGGUGGUGGAAAGGAAAAGAACCCCUGCAGAGAUCCGAGAGGAAUAUGAGCGUCUUCAGAUAGAGCGCGAGGAGAGGAGGCUCCAACAAAGGACCAAUCCAAAGGGAACGAUUAGUGUGGGCAUUGAUGCCACGGACCUCUUUGACAGAUAUGAGGAAGACUUUGAGGACAUGGUUGGAGGAGGAGUCCCUCAUGUGGAAAUCAACAGGAUGCAUAUAUCACAAUCCAUAGAGGCUCCUCUCACUGCAAAAGACACGGCGGUUUUGUCUGGCUCCUUAUCAACGCACAAUGGAAAUGGAGGUGGCACCAUUAACUUGGCCUUGAGAAGAGUCACCUCAGCGAAAGGGUGGGGAGAGGUAGAGUUAGGUGCUGGAGACACCCAUGGGCCUCUCUUAGGAAUGAAGAUCUUCCGUAACUUGACACCGAGAUGCUUUGUGACAGCUCAGUGUGGGCUCCAGUUUUCAUCCCGAGGCGUGCGUCCCGGCUUCACCACGGUUCUGGCCCGCCAUCUAGACAAGAACACUAUGGGCUAUCUGCAGUGGCGAUGGGGCGUCCAGUCCUCUAUGAACACCAGCGUAGUCAGGGACACCAAGAGCAGCCAUUUCACGUUCGCACUGCAGCUUGGCGUUCCUCACACUUUUAUGAUGAUGAGCUACCAGUACAAGUUCCAGGACGAAGAUCAGACAAAAAUAAAGGGCUCAGUAAAAUCAGGUUUCUUUGGGACGGUGGUGGAGUACGGUGCUGAGAGGAAGAUCAGUCGACACAGCGUCCUUGGGGCCACCGUCAGCGUGGGAGUACCCCAAGGUGUCUCCCUCAAGAUCAAACUAAACAGAGCCAGCCAGACAUAUCUCUUCCCGAUUCACCUGACUGACCAGCUCCUGCCAAGUGCUGUAUUUUAUGCCACAGUUGGACCAUUGGUUUUCUACCUCGCCAUGCAGCAGCUUAUUAUCCGGCCCUACUUGCAGUCCCAGAAGGAACAAGAGUUGGAGAAGCAGCAGGAGAGCUCGGCCUCUAAUAUCGCCAAGAAGAAACAGGAGGCAGAGUCGAGUGUCUUGCUAAUGCAGGAGUCUGUGCGCCGGAUUAUUGAAGCUGAGGAGUCUAGAAUGGGUCUCAUCAUCCUCAACGCCUGGUACGGCAAGUUUGUUACGGACAACAGUCGGAAACACGAGCGGGCGAAGGUCAUUGACGUAACCGUGCCACUGCAGUGUCUGGUCAAAGACUCAAAACUCAUCCUCACUGAGGCCACAAAGUCUGGACUCCCUGGCUUCUACGACCCCUGUGUGGGGGAGGAGAAGAGCCUGAAGGUGCUGUAUCAGUUCCGUGGAGUCAUGCAUCAAGUCUUGUCAGGAGACGCAGAACCACUCAGGAUACCAAAGCAAUCUCACAGGAUUGACGCCGACACAUAGAUACUCCUCCGCUGACCAAAUCAAGUCACCAUUCAGCUGUUUGUCAGAAGAAGGAUCAACGUGUUUUAGAUACAACGUGGAUUUAAGUCCUUGUUACUCAGAAAUUGUGCAUUUAUCUCUUCUUUUUCUUUUUUUUUUGUCUUUAUAGUCAUUUAAAUAUGCAGAGCGCAGUAAAACAGUCACAAACUGGGGUGAUCAUAAUUCAGUAUCCACAGACAGAGUUGUGGCCUGCUUGAAAUUCUAAUGUGACACCAAAAUCGGUGGCUAAAACAACCUUCUGCUUCCGAGGUUGUCGAGCCUCUUUGGUGUCCGUUUAUUUUUUGGUAUGGCUUGUAAUUUAUGAUCUUUGAAGUUCUAUGUACUGCUUUGUACAUAAACUGCAGUGCCUAUGUGAUUGAAGAUAUGAAUGCACCUCUGUUUGUUUGCCAUAUUAUUAAAGACAAGUAUCUCUCAUUUUA
This is a messenger RNA of Solea senegalensis (Senegalese sole), 2162 nucleotides long. It is a transcript of the gene dnajc11a, whose product is annotated as DnaJ (Hsp40) homolog, subfamily C, member 11a. The coding region runs from base 25 to 1704 and encodes 559 amino acids. Lineage: Eukaryota; Metazoa; Chordata; Actinopteri; Pleuronectiformes; Soleidae. The record is from RefSeq and is a predicted model, not a curated record. The transcript is spliced from 16 exons. Gene Ontology annotation, biological process: cristae formation.